Molecule: messenger RNA, 3339 nt
Organism: Salvia hispanica
Lineage: Eukaryota; Viridiplantae; Streptophyta; Magnoliopsida; Lamiales; Lamiaceae
Product: leucine-rich repeat transmembrane protein kinase family protein
Biological process (GO): protein phosphorylation
Molecular function (GO): receptor serine/threonine kinase binding; protein kinase activity; ATP binding
Source: RefSeq, a predicted model, not a curated record
CAUUAUUCUCUCAAUUUCCCAUGCUGCUGACAUUAUUUCCUCAAAUUCAUUAACCUUAACAGUCCAUUCAAAUUCCAUAUCUUUACAUGAAUACAGCCUCAAUUCUUGAUCUUCCUCAUCUUUCCCACCAAAAACACUACCCCAACUGAGCUUCCUUCCUUUUAUCUUUGGAGAUUGAAUCACCAUUUCCAUAGAUGAAGAAGGUUUCCUUUAAUGCCCUCUACCUGUUUGUGAUAAUGCUUUGCAUUGAGGUAGUGUCAUCUCAGCUGCCACCUGAUCAGGUCAGUGCAAUGACUACAAUUUACGAAAUCAUUCAGAAUAACACUUCUGCUUCUUCAUUUCUGUGGAGUGAUGUCUUGAAAACCUCAGACCCUUGUUUAUGGAAGGGGGUUGGUUGCACCUCUGAUAAUUCCUCUAUAAACACUGUUUCUGUGAACUCAUCUUCAAUUUCCACCUCUGAUUUUCUUCCAUUUGUGUGCAAUAUUCCCACUUUAGAGUCUCUUGAUGUGUCCAACAAUCAACUUAGCUCAAUCCCAGGUGGUUUCUUCACUGGCUGUGGGGGAAUCACUGGAUUGAAGCUCUUGAAUUUUAGCGGGAAUAGGUUGAGUGGUCCUUUGCCUACUUUCAAUGGCUUCCCAUUUUUGGAUACCUUGGAUUUUUCUAGGAAUAAUUUGACUGGGGAGGUUAGUAUGCAGUUGGAUGGGCUAGGUUCACUCAAAAAACUGAAUCUUGGUUGGAACAGUUUUGGAGGAAAGAUUCCAACAAAUCUUGGAAAUAUGAAUCUUUUGGAUGAGAUUGUACUCUCUCUUAAUUCAUUCACAGGUGAAAUCCCUUUGGAAAUCACAAAAUUCAAGAAUCUGAGUGUGAUUGAUCUUAGUGGCAAUAGUCUCUCAGGCUCAAUUCCAAUAGAAUUUGGGGGUUUCACUAGGUUGAAAACCUUGAUUCUCUCUCUCAACAAGUUGAGUGGUGGAAUUCCAACAUUUCUUGCUAAUAUCACAUCCCUGGAGAGAUUUGCAGCCAAUCAGAACAGCUUUACUGGGAGUAUUCCAUCUGGUAUUACGAAAUUCCUUUCAUUUUUGGAUCUGAGUUACAACAACUUGAGUGGUGCAGUCCCCUCUGAUCUUCUCUCGGGUCCGAAUCUUCAAGCUGUGGACCUCUCUUUCAAUAAGUUGGAAGGGUCUAUUCCUGCAAUCACUUCGACAAAGCUGUACAGGUUGAGGCUAGGCAGCAAUUCUCUUAAUGGGACGAUUCCAUCCGCCUCGUUAAGGAGUCUGAUGUAUUUGGAGCUGGAUAACAACAUGCUGAGUGGUGAGAUACCUUCGGAUUUGGGUAUAAUGUUCUCUAACUUGUCCCUCUUGAACUUGGCUAACAACAGAUUGAGAGGCACGUUACCUCCGUCUUUUGGUAGUCUCGGCGAUCUUCGAGUUUUGAGUCUGCAGUCGAAUAGUCUUUCCGGAGGAAUCCCACCACAGAUUUUGUCGUUGAGCAAACUGGAGAAGCUGAAUAUAAGUAGUAACUUGCUCAGUAGCUCAAUACCUUUGUCCAUUUCGAGGAUGCAGAAUCUUCGCAAUCUAGACUUGCACGGAAACAAUCUGACUGGUUCUAUACCCGACUCCAUUGGAGAGAUACCUUAUUUGGUAGAACUCCAGUUGGGAAACAACCAACUCAGUGGGCGAAUUCCUCAAAUGCCAGAUACUCUGCAGAUUUCGUUGAAUCUCAGCCACAACCUCUUUGGUGGGCCUAUUCCAGUUACUCUAUCAAGGCUGCAAAAUUUGGAAGUAUUGGACCUCUCCGACAACAGAUUUUCGGGCGUGAUACCAGACUUCUUGACUCAACUAAGCAGCUUAACACAUCUACUAGUCAUGAACAAUGAUCUCUCUGGUAUUGUCCCAAAAUUCGGACGUAACCUUGUGUUUGAUUUUGAAGGAAAUGAGUUGGUUUCUCCUUCCCCUCCCCCUCCCCCGACCCCCAAAAAGUCCAAAUCAAUUGCCUCAACCAUUAUCAUAGCUGUUGGAAGCUCAGCCAUGGUUGUUGGUUUAGUGAUCAUGUUGAGCAUACUCGUCUCGAGGAGGUAUCACAGGAUCAACGACGAAAACACAUACUCUGCAGAAGAAGCUUCUCCACCGCAGGUCGUCCAUGGCAACUUGCUGACUCCCAACAGCAUCCACAGGUCCAACAUUGAUUUCAAGGCAGCAAUGGAGGCAGUAUCCGACCCUCUAAAUCUCUCGCUGAAGACGAGAUUCUCGACCUACUACAAAGCUGUGAUGCCGUCUGGAGCCAGCUACUUCGUCAAGAAACUUAACUGGAGCGACAAGAUCUUCCAACUAGGCAGCCACGAGAGAUUCGAGGAGGAGCUUCAAGUUCUUGGAAAGCUGUGUAGUUCCAACGUCAUGAUCCCACUCGCCUACGUCUUGACACUGGACAGCGCUUACCUCUUCUACGACUUCGCCCCAAAAGGCUCGCUCUUCGACUGCCUCCACAGGAUGGGAAGCACGCUGGACUGGGCAAGCCGGUACAGCAUUGCCAUUGGAGUCUCUCAAGGCCUUGCCUUCCUCCAUGAAUGCAAGUCCAGCCCAAUCCUCCUCCUCGAUCUUUCCACCAAAAGCAUCCUCCUGAAGUCCCUCAACGAGCCUCAAGUCGGGGAUAUUGAGCUGUGUAAAGUGAUUGAUCCCUCGAAGAGCACAGGCAGCCUCUCCACCAUAGCUGGCUCCGUUGGCUAUGUUCCUCCAGAGUAUGCUUACACAAUGAGAGUGACAGCAGCCGGAAAUGUCUAUAGUUUUGGCGUAGUUCUGCUUGAGCUCCUAACGGGAAAGCCAGCCGUUAGUGGAGGAAUCGAACUAGCAAAGUUGGUGCUGAGUAACUCUGCACAGAGAAACAAAUGGGACCAUAUUCUUGAUUUCAAUAUCAGCAAGACAUCAGUUGCUGUGAGAAGCCAGAUGCUGGCGGUGCUCAAGGUGGCCAUGGCUUGCGUUAGUCUCCAACCAGAAACGAGGCCGAAGAUGAAGAGCGUGCUGCGGAUGCUGCUGAAUGCAAGGUGAGGAACAAGGUAGAGGAGGAGCAUGCAUCAAUUUUGGCAGCAAUCUGCAACAUGUAAAAAAAUAAAUUAGAAGAUAUUAGUAUAUAUAUGUGAAGUGUGUGUGGUUUGAUAUGUAUUUUUGAGUCUGGAAGGCAUCUUCUUGAUGGAUAGGGAAACUAGUUCAUAUAAGAGAAGGUAAUGACUUCUCUCUUUGGUAUACAUAUUUGUUUUUUUAUGAGCUAAAGGUUGUUUUGAGUAUUUUGUAAAUGAAGUGUAAUUCUGGUAAUAAUCAUAUCUAUAAAUAUUGUUUGUAAAUUCAUCGA